Neogale vison (American mink) is the source of this 2388-nucleotide messenger RNA. RefSeq names its product protein phosphatase 1 regulatory inhibitor subunit 14D (gene PPP1R14D). Gene Ontology annotation, molecular function: protein serine/threonine phosphatase inhibitor activity. Bases 1873 to 2310 code for a protein of 145 amino acids. Gene Ontology annotation, biological process: regulation of phosphorylation. The record is from RefSeq and is a predicted model, not a curated record. NCBI's taxonomy places the organism in Eukaryota, Metazoa, Chordata, Mammalia, Carnivora, Mustelidae. The transcript is spliced from 5 exons. Gene Ontology annotation, cellular component: cytoplasm.
GGCGUCGUCAGCCCUCGGGAAAUAAUUUCCAUCUCUUGGCGGGAAGAGAUCCCCCGAAGCUGUGGGGUUGCACCUUAGAUAACUGGAAUCCGGGAUGCCUGUUCCAGCGUCACCUCCCUAGCCAGCUCCAGGAAGCCCUCCUUUCUGCCAGAAUGAGCAACUGAGGCAAUUCCCUCUUCCACGCUUCCCUGCGGGACCUGCCAUGGCUCCAUUGCGUUUGAGGCCCUUCCAUACCGUGUAUCAAGGCUUACGUUCAGGUCUCCGUCGGAGUUGAGUCCCUCUUAGCUCAGUGGUCUGCUGCCUCGUCCCCUGGAGCACAGGUUCCCUCUUCUCUCCCACGAAGAAGCUGUUCCUGGUCAAGAGCUGGCCAUUCUCUUCCAGCAGAAUGCCAUCCUUGAAAGCUAGAGAUUCCAGUUCACCAAAGUAGUUUAGAUAAUGACCUUCACAGAACCGUGAGCUCCUUGAAGCCUUGAGUGAAGAACUCCUCUUAAAGACUGUUCCUGCAGAGCAAGACGGGUCCUAUUAAUGCUCUCCCAAAAAAGAGAUUCCACACCUUUUCACAAUGACUUAACAAACCCCACCCAGUGGAACAUUCUUCCUAAUUUCUCAUGUAGAGCAGCUUUACCUACUAAGUCCUGUAGCCAACCUGUUGAUCAUUUUUCUGGCUGAACUGCAACAUCCCCCAGCUGUCUACCUUCUGGGUGUUGGGGUGGGAAUCUGGGGUCUGUCCCCCUUCUUUGGAUUUUCUGUUUUUCUCUCACUGCCCCCAGCACAGUGGAUGUAGGGCAAGGAUGUUAUGCUGGGAGUGAAGCAAAUGAUUGUGCAGUUACUGGGAAGAAAGAAUUUUGUUGUGAGUUGAUUUUUGCCUUCCCCAGUACACUAUACACACAAGAAUCCUAACACAGGAGACUAUUACCUAUGGUAGCAUUACAUAACCAUAGAUUGAUCAUUACAUCCAUCCACACCAUUAUGAAAACCUAUAUUCAUUAAGCACUGACAGUGCCCAAACCCUUAGGUUCCUGAGCAUUUCCCAACAUUGCCCCAUAUACUCAGACCAAGAAAGCAGGUAUUAUUUUUAUCCCCAAUAUACAGAUGAACAGGCAGGUUGUGACAGGUAAUGUGGCAGGUGGCAGAGUGAGGAUUGACAUCUAGGUAAGCCAAUUCCAUUGCUUUAGUGCCUAAACCCUGGGCUUUAUAGCACUUGCAGCUUUGACUUCAGCUGGCCCUUCUGCCCUCACCACAGAAUUUAACUUGCCUGAAGCAAAAAACUCAUUUUCAAGUGGUGAGCAAAUCACCCUGAGGUAAGACACUAACCAGCACACUUGACGAGAUGAUUACUAAUGCUCACAGGAACUCUGAGAACAGUUUCCACUUUGCAGAGAAGUUCGCUAGCUCCACUGAGAUCACAGAGCAAAGAGUGGGAGGCAAGGCUGGAUAGGAGUUGAGUUGGUGGGCUUUAGACUCAGGUCCCUGGGUUUAGUUAUCAUCUGCCAUUUAUUCUCUGUGUGGCCUUUGGUAAGUUAGUUAGCCUCUCUGUGCUUUGGUUUCCUUGCAUACAAUGUGGGGCUUCAUAGGUUAUUAGGAGGCUUAAAUGAGUUAACACAGAUAAACAUUUGCUACCAUGAAUGCCCAGUAAAUGUUACCUGCAAAGAGUAACAGAGCCAGAAUUUUAUUCCAAGUCUCUCUGACAUCAAAAACUACACUUUCCCACUACGAGGAGUGCAGCCAUCUCCCAGCUCCCCGCCCCUGCUGAGUAGCUGCAUGAAGCCCUCUUCCGUCCUCAUCUCCAGUUGAGCUGGCUGGCAGAGACCGACUGCACCUGCCAAGCCCUGCCCAAGAUGCAGAACAGUCCUGGCUCACGCCAGUCCUUCCAUGCUGUCCUCAAGCCCUGCUUCCUGCACAUCUCCCAACCCCGAUGGGGAGAACUCGAGUAAGAAAGUCCACUGGACUUCUGGGAGGAGGAGGACGUCAUCCACAGACUCAGAAUCAAAGUCCCACGCCGACCCCUCCAAAGUGUCCAGGUCCCGGAGACCCAGCCGGCUGACGGUGAAGUACGACCGGGGGCAGCUCCAGCGCUGGCUGGAGAUGGAGCAGUGGGUGGACGCGAAAGUUCAGGAGCUCUUCCAGGAUCAACCCACUCCUUCUGAGCCUGAGAUUGACCUGGAGGCUCUCUUGGAACUAUCCACAGAGGAACAGAAGACUCACUUGGAGGCUAUUCUCCGAAACUGCCCCCGCCCCACAGAGCCUUUUAUCUCUGAGCUGCUCAGUGAACUCAAGAAACUCCGGAGACUCAGUCGGCCUCAGAAAUAAGCCUUGUGAGACUACCUUCAGCAGCCUCAGCAUGCCAGGCUGUUCCUGAACCUUUGAAUCCUGGGCUGAUAGGACACA